AUGGUUGCGACAGAAUCUGCUUUCAUUGAAGGGAGGUCCAUUCUUGACAACGCUAUGGUUGCUACAGAAAUUAUUCAUGCGUUGAAAAGAAAGACGAGUGGUAGAAUGGCUAACCUAGCGCUAAAGAUUGAUAUUAGUAAAGCUUACGAUAGAGUCGACUGGGGUUUUCUGCGAGAGAUUAUGGUACGCAUGGGGUUUGAUGAGAGAUGGAUUCACUGGGCAAGUCUUAUGGAGGUGUCUCACCUUAUGGAGGUCCUAAAAAUUUAUGCUGAGGCGACGGGUCAAGUGAUUAAUCUCUCUAAAUCCGAAGUUUUUUCCAGCCGUAACCUGAGCAGGCCGGCUCAAGAGGAUUUAGCCAAAGUGAUGGGGGUGAGAAGUGUUAUAGGAACAGGGACAUAUUUGGGUCUACCGUCAAUGAUUGGUAGAAGUAAGAAGGCGGUGUUCUCUUUUAUUAAGGACCGGAUAUGGAGAAGAAUCAAUUCUUGGAGUGGUAGGUCUUUAUCUAAAGCGGGAAAGGAGGUUAUGAUUAAAUCAGUGCUUCAGUCGAUUCCAGCUUAUAUUAUGAGUAUCUACUUGAUUCCGGAUGGUGUGGUGAAUGAUAUUGAAAAAAUGCUCAAUUCAUUUUGGUGGGGGGGAGGUCGUAAUAACAAAGGUAUAAGGUGGUUGGCUUGGGAGAGAAUGACUAUGAUGAAGAAGGAAGGAGGUCUGUGUUAG
Molecule: messenger RNA, 714 nt
Organism: Vicia villosa (hairy vetch)
Lineage: Eukaryota; Viridiplantae; Streptophyta; Magnoliopsida; Fabales; Fabaceae
Exons: 2
Coding region: 1-714 (237 amino acids)
Source: RefSeq, a predicted model, not a curated record